Sardina pilchardus (European sardine) is the source of this 690-nucleotide messenger RNA. Its product is annotated as leukotriene B4 receptor 1-like. The record is from RefSeq and is a predicted model, not a curated record. Gene Ontology annotation, molecular function: C-C chemokine receptor activity; C-C chemokine binding. Gene Ontology annotation, cellular component: external side of plasma membrane; membrane. The coding region runs from base 1 to 690 and encodes 229 amino acids. Gene Ontology annotation, biological process: calcium-mediated signaling; immune response; positive regulation of cytosolic calcium ion concentration. The transcript is spliced from 2 exons. Lineage: Eukaryota; Metazoa; Chordata; Actinopteri; Clupeiformes; Clupeidae.
AUGUGUGGGAACAUAACAGUUGUUGUGGUCCUUGUCCGCAACAUCAAGAAGAAAAACUUCACCGUGCAACUGAUGCUGAACCUGGCGGCCUCGGACAUCCUGUGCUUGGCCAUGCUGCCUGUGUGGAUGUGCAACCUUCUCUUGGGCUGGACUAUGGGCCUCCAUUUGUGCAGUGUCUUCAUCUUCAUCACCCACGUCGCCGUUCACGCCAGUGUGUUUAUCGUGACCCUGAUGAGCGUGCAGAGGUACGUGGUGGUCCUGUACCGUCCGCUGUGGUCCAGACUCGGGAGACGAGGAGAGCGUGCUGUGUUGGUGUUCGUGUGGGUGCUGUCUGGUGCCCUUGCCUUCUCUCCUGGGGCGACUUACGGCAUCGCCGUCGAUCGAACGAAAUGCGAGCAGGUCUUCAGAACCGAGGUGCAGAACCGAGCUCAGGGGUCGCAUCAGAGGUCGGCAACUUUAGUGACCAGCAUCGUGGUGACUUUCUUCGUCUUCUGGAUACCGCAUCACAUCAUAAACGCGAUGGUCAUGGUUGCGCCCUCGGAGCCGGUCCAGUCGGCUGCCCACAGGGCUCCCCGACAAGUGGCCAUGGGCAUCGUGUUCCUCAACAGCUGUGUCAAUCCCCUGCUGUACGCCUUUAACUAUCGCAGCCUUCGGGCUGAAAGCGCAGGGACUGACAGCAACACCACAUAG